UCCUAAAGAACAUCUGAACAACCAACUCUGUAAACAAAACCUCCCAACUAAUCCCCAGAAGAAUUUCUUAUCAGUCCAUUCCUAUUACAAACGUAGCAACUUCCUCUCUCUUCACUCAAAUUUAUCUCCUGCUUUUUUCCCUUGUAGUUUUGACACCGCUAUGAGUUAAAAAAAAUGCCACGUCAAACUAUUACUACCACCGAUAGCCGAGAUGCAGGGGUGAUAUUUUAGCGGAAAAGGCGUCAAAAUUUUCUUCCUAUCUGAAAAACCUGAGCACGAGGUUUGUCUUCGUCGUAGUAAUCCAUGAGUCUUAGUUUGGCGCGUUACUUUCUCCAUUUGGGCGUCUCUUCACAAACCGCAAGUACCAGAACUAGAAACUAUGGUUAUCUACUUUUAACCCCUAAGAGAGCAAAAUGUAGCACAGCUGCCAUCCACACAGACAAGCCCCAGAAACCGAGUCGGGAGGAGCUGUUGGUGGUAGUAGGGGGUGGAGCUGCUGGAGUUUAUGGAGCAAUUAGGGCAAAGAAUGUUGCUCCUAAUCUUAAUGUGUUGGUCAUCGAGAAAGGAAAGCUUUUAUCAAAGGUAAAAAUUUCUGGGGGAGGAAGAUGCAAUGUCACAAAUGGCCAUUGUGCUGACAAUUUAGUUUUGGCAGAUCAUUAUCCUAGAGGUUACAAAGAAUUGAGAGGAUCUUUUUUCAACAUGCAUGGCCCUGUGGAUACCAUGUCCUGGUUUGUCGAUCAUGGGGUGGAAUUGAAGACUGAGGAUGACGGAAGAGUGUUUCCUGUCACCAAUAGUUCUUCUUCAGUUAUUGAUUGUCUUAUAUCUGAGGCAAAGUAUAAGGGAGUUUCUCUACAAACUGGGAAAGUUGUGACAUGUGCCUCUGCUAGUGCUGGUGGGAAAUUCCUUCUCAAGGUCGAGAAGCGUACCCUCAACUCUGUUGAACUUGUUGAAGCUGAUUAUGUAUUGAUUGCUAGUGGAAGUAGCCAGCAGGGUCAUAGUCUUGCAGUUCAGCUUGGUCAUUCCGUUGUAGACCCAGUACCAAGCUUAUUCACUUUUAAGAUUGAGGAUUCACAAUUGACAGACAUGUCAGGGGUUACAUUUUCAAAAGUCAUUGUGAAGCUGAAAUUAGAAAAUGUGCAAAGGAACAUCCCGCAACUUACCCAGGUUGGCCCCAUGUUAGUCACACACUGGGGUCUCAGUGGACCAGCAAUUCUUCGGCUAUCUGCUUGGGGUGCCCGGCAUCUGUAUAGUUCAGGUUACAAAGGGAAACUAAUUGUGGAUUUUGUACCUGAUUUACAUAUAGAAGAUCUAAAAUCCUUGCUGAGUCAACAGAAAAAUAGGUUUGCGAAACAAAAGGUGCUUAAUUCAUGUCCUACAGAAUUAAGACUUGUCAAGAGAUUUUGGAAAUAUAUAUUGGACCGUGAGGGUUUAGUUGGAGAUACCUUGUGGGCUUCCCUCUCAAAUAACUCUUUAAUUUCGAUUGCUCAUAUUUUAAAGCAUUGCACAUUUGAAGUGAAAGGGAAGGGCCAAUUUAAGGAUGAAUUUGUCACUGCUGGAGGUGUCCCACUGUCAGAGAUCCAUCUGAAUACAAUGGAAAGCAAAAUCCAACCAAAUCUAUUCUUUGCUGGAGAGGUACUAAAUGUUGAUGGGGUGACGGGUGGUUUCAAUUUCCAGGUGAGAAAGAUAUGUUCUAAGAUAGUGCUUGGUCUGGUGGUUACAUUGCUGGAAGUAGCAUCGGUAGACUGGCAGGAAAUGCUAAUUUAGAGGGAGCCAUGUGAACCAUAAAAUUUGAGAAUUUAGGUAAUAGAUAUGGCUACUUUCCUGGCUUGAUGUGGAGUGCAUGCAUGCAUGUAUAUGUAGUGGAUUAUGGAAGAAUGUCAUCUUUGAAUAGAAAGGUCUCAUUUCAAUUGUAAAUUGACAGACUUCUCUCCAGUUUUGAUAACAUGAGGCCUUAUCGCGAACUUGCUUAGGUUAUCUAAAUACUAAAUACGAUCUUUCACAUUACAAAGUCUUGUUUAA
Molecule: messenger RNA, 2019 nt
Organism: Theobroma cacao (cacao)
Lineage: Eukaryota; Viridiplantae; Streptophyta; Magnoliopsida; Malvales; Malvaceae
Source: RefSeq, a predicted model, not a curated record